Messenger RNA from Haplochromis burtoni (Burton's mouthbrooder), 3868 nucleotides. Its product is annotated as neuronal acetylcholine receptor subunit alpha-10. Gene Ontology annotation, cellular component: neuron projection; postsynaptic membrane; synapse. Gene Ontology annotation, molecular function: acetylcholine-gated monoatomic cation-selective channel activity; transmembrane signaling receptor activity. The transcript has 6 exons. Gene Ontology annotation, biological process: signal transduction; regulation of membrane potential; monoatomic ion transmembrane transport. The record is from RefSeq and is a predicted model, not a curated record. Bases 113 to 1705 code for a protein of 530 amino acids. Lineage: Eukaryota; Metazoa; Chordata; Actinopteri; Cichliformes; Cichlidae.
UCUGUCUCUCAGUGAGUUUCCUCCUCCCUGCUCUGUGGUCGGACUCUGAUGUGUGUUUGCACUGUUACUAAUAGACUGUUUUUGCCGGGUCAAUAACAGUUAUCCGAACGAGAUGAAGUUCCUCUGCAGUGGAUCAAUUGCGCCUCUCGUGCUUCUCCUCAUCCUGCCAGUUUGCCGGGCUGCUCAUGGGCGCUUCGCUCAGAAGCUGAUGAAAGACUUAUUUACCAACUACACCAAUGCUCUGCGGCCGGUGGAGGACACCGACUACAUCAUCAAUGUCACAUUACAGGUCACUCUCUCCCAGAUCAUUGACAUGGAUGAGCGGAACCAGAUCCUGACUACCUACCUGUGGGUCCGCCAGGUAUGGAUGGAUGCCUUUCUCACAUGGAAGAAGGAGGACUAUGAUGGCCUUGACACCAUCCGCAUACCCAGCAGCUACGUUUGGAGACCCGAUAUUGUUCUGUAUAACAGUGCAGAUGAUGAGUUUUCCAGCUCCAUGGAGACCAAUGUUGUUCUUCGUAACGAUGGCCAAGUCAUGUGGGACCAGCCAGCCAUCACCAAAAGCUCCUGCUCUGUUGAUGUGGCCUUCUUCCCCUUCGAUUUGCAGCAGUGUGACCUAACCUUUGGCUCCUGGACUCACAACGGAAACCAGAUGGAUUUGUUCAAUGCCCUGGACAGCGCCGACUUGACCGACUUUGUCCCCAAUGUGGAGUGGGAGGUUCUGGGAAUGCCAGCCAAGAAAAAUGUCAUCUUGUAUGGCUGCUGCUCAGAGCCAUACCCAGACAUUACCUUUUCCCUCCACCUGAAGAGGCGGGCCUCCUUCUACAUCUUCAACCUCCUCAUUCCCUGCAUGAUGAUCUCCUUUCUGGCUCCGCUGGGCUUUUACCUGCCAGCGGAUUCAGGUGAAAAGGUUUCUCUGGGUGUCACAGUGCUGCUGGCCCUCACCGUGUUUCAGCUGCUCGUAGCUGAGAGCAUGCCACCCUCUGAGAGCGUCCCGCUGAUAGGAAAGUACUACAUUGCCACCAUGACCAUGGUCACUGCAUCAACAGCGCUCACCAUCUUCAUCAUGAACAUCCACCACUGUGGCGGGGAGGCUCGUCCCGUGCCUGAAUGGGCCGAGCGCUUCAUCCUCAAGUACCUCGCCCGCAUCUGCUUUGUGUACGAGGUGGGUGAGAACUGCCUCGGUGGCACCAGGAAAGAACCUUUAUCACAGGAGGGGUCUGACAGCCCAUCAGCCAAUGGCGGCAGCACCAAAGGAGCAAAUUGGGAUGUCAAUGGGAAGGCGUGGGGAGGAAAGGUGGAGGUGGAGCCUCUGAAGAUGGGGCAGGAAGUAACCAACCAGACAGACUGGAAAGAGGAUCUGUUUGUGACCAUUGACCACUCACAGGAGAAAGGAGCUGCUGUAGUGGGAGGGGAGGAAUCAAACUGCGGUGAGCACGAAGAGGAAAAGAAAGGCGUAGGUGUUGAGGGAGGAGGUGGAGCUGGGUGGAACAGGAGGGAGAUCUUGGUGAAGUGUUUAUGCCAACACCAGGAACUGGGCAAGAAUGUUGAGUACAUUGCCAACUCCUACCAGGACCAGCGAGCAGCACAGCUGCGCAUCGGCGAGUGGAGGAAGGUCGCCAAGGUCAUGGAUCGCUUCUUCAUGUGGCUCUUCUUCAUCAUGGUCUUCUUCAUGAGCAUCCUCAUCCUGGGAAAGUCCGUCUGAUGGAGCUCAGCCUAAGAAUUCACGAGAUGAUAAAAUUGUUUGUUUAACGAUUAAAUCAUUUUUUCUUCCUUUUUUUUCUGACACACGUAAACAGCUAAAAAAUAACUGAAUGAUGGUUUAAAGGGUCAGUUUACUGUUUUGUAAGCUGGUACCUGGUAGCUUUCCUCAAAAUCAUUUCCACCAGAAUUUAAAAUGCUUAUCUUUGGAUUUGAAAGGGACUCUGAAGGCUGAUGAAAGUAAAAUGAUUGGGAAAAAAAUAGUUUCUAAUUAUUUACAAAGAUCCUAACAAAUGCUGGAGAAGCUAAACACCUCUCUGUUGGACACAGCAUGAAGGGAGAAUCAAGGGUGGGUUGCAAAGUGGUUUGCAUGAUGCAGCAACUGUGGACAGCCUAAAUGAAAUUUACCAGUUAGAUGUGUAGAUGGGUGUCUGCAGAGCCGUUAGUUGAGAAGGAUGAAUGAAAUGAAAUGAGUAGAGCUCUAAGCGUUAAUCUCAGCGUUAAAAUGAUGUUAACGCCAUGACCGCAUUAACGUGGCAAGUAUGGUUAGCAAAUUAUCACGGAUCGCCCCGUGCGUGGGGCUGGAUAGCGCUAACGCAUUAACGAACUAACCACGCUAAUGUGUGGACGCGGUCCAGCCCCACGCUCGGGGUGAUCCGUGAUAAUUUGCUAACGGAAAUUUGCCGCGUUAAUGCGGUUAUAGCGUUAACGUCAUUUUAAUGAGAUUAACGCUGACAAGAUUAGAAAUAAGUGAUCUGCUGUUUUUCUUAAUUUAAGUUGUAUCGUGCUCAUAUCUUCAGAUCACAGAUGUUUUGCGACUGUUUGCAUUUGCAUUCCAGCACUGAAUUGGUCACUCUAGAUUUCAGCAUUCAGGCAUUUAUGAACCAAUUCAUCAUGCCUUAAUACUUUUCAUUGAGCUAUCUGACUCUCAGAACAGCAUCCCCACCACCUUUGUUCCUUAGGAUAAGUUGGUAUCGGCGCUUUGAUGCAGCUGAUCUCGACUUUGUAGCCUUGAUGAAGUAAUAAUAGGUUCAAUUUGUCCUUUCUUGUCCCACAUUAUUCAUAUUUAACACACUUUAAUCUGAAUCAAUUCUGUCUGGCAAAUACAGACUUUUUAUACUCUAGACAUGGUAAUGCUGCUUCUGUGAUUACGAUCUGAACUACAAACUGUUUUCUUGCAAAUAAUCAUAAUCUAGAAACAAAAAGGAAAAAAGGGAAAUCUCAUAAGAGUCAAAUCUGGUUUUUCCCUCCAAAAAUGCUUUCUGGUACAUUUUGCUACUGAAGAAAAAAAACAAAAACAAACUUUAAAUGGUUGAUAAAACAUUUUCAGGCUCAAUCUUAAACAAACUAAAAUUCACUCACAAGUUGUGGUCAUUUAAGUUUCUAAGAAAGCUCAAAUAAACUGUAGUUCCAGGAGAAAAAAACCCUGCAAUUAUAUGUAGUUUACUUUUAUUUUAAAUCCAAACACACCUCACACUUUUACUGCUUUUAAAGUCAAAACCAGUGACACAGAAAAUCACUUCCAAAUAUUUGCAGUGAUCAAAAGCUAAACAGCUCUGCACAAAGCCUCAUAUCAGAGUUUGAAAGCCUUACUUUACACGUCUGGAUGUUUUUUUUAUUGACGCUGUUUGCAAAAUAAUCGGUUUCAUCACAUCACACAGAUUCUUUGUUCAGCAUUUUGUCUUUUACUACAGCAUGUUAAAUAAAAAGAGUAAAGUCUCAUAUGAUCGUUUGUUUAAUCACGUGGGUUUGUGGAAUCGCACAAAAGUUUACAACAACUGAGCAAAACAUUUGAGAGCAAACAAACAGAGACAUCAGAGAGGACGGGUUCAUGAUGCUAGAAAGCUAGCUCAGACGGGAAUGACUGCUUGUCCCAAAUGUGCCUCACAUCUGCAGUUUUCUUUGGCUGUCUGGAUAGUUAGCCGACUGUAUCCACAGACUCUAUUGGUGCAGCUUUGUAGACACAGAUCCGGCUAAUUAGUUAAUAACUGAUGAGUAAAGCCCUAAAAUUCCACUCACCAAACUGGAGCUCGGGUAUGUUAGAUCAGCAGUCUCCAACCUUUUCUGCGCCACGGACCGGUUUAUGCCCGACAAUAUUUUCACGGACCGGCCUUUAAGGUGUCGCAGAUAAAUACAACAAAAUAAAACUAGUACUGGUACCGAAAAA